Vigna umbellata (rice bean) is the source of this 1233-nucleotide messenger RNA. RefSeq names its product transcription factor bHLH25-like. Gene Ontology annotation, molecular function: protein dimerization activity. The record is from RefSeq and is a predicted model, not a curated record. Lineage: Eukaryota; Viridiplantae; Streptophyta; Magnoliopsida; Fabales; Fabaceae.
AGUAGUAUAUAUAAAAGUUGAACCUUGUUACAGUCACAGCAAUCUGAUACAGAAGUUGCAAUAGUGCUGCUAUCAGCUUCACAGAAACACAGAGGUUCACACAAAAGGAGUUCUCAGAUCCAUAAAACAUGGAGGAUUCAUUGGAGAACUGGAUUUCCGAUCUGUUGUCACAGGAAAUGGAAGAGUAUGAUGCAUUUGAUGAGCAACAGUUCCUGAGAGAGAUCCUUGAGGAGCCACAGAAUUUGUCACCUGAAGGAGAGAACAACAGUCCCAGCAACAGCAGCGUGUCAUUUGAUGAAGCAAUGGGUGACACUCUGCAGAAAAGCUACAGUUCCAACUCCAUCAAGUCCUUGAAAACAUCACCACCACCACCACCAUCAUCAUCAGCAGCAGCAUACCUUCUCUCUUUUGAUACUUCAACUGCUGAGCCAAUCGCAAAACAUAAGCCUUCUACACUGCAGGGAUCUUGCAGUACAAGGGGUGGUGCUGUGGUGAAAGAUGGAUCUCAGGUUGAACCUGUCAUGGCUCAGCCAAGAAAGAGGGCUAGAAGGUCUCGUGAGACACAGCAUCACAUCAUUGCUGAGAGGAAAAGGAGACAGGAACUCACAGGGAGCAUCAUAGCACUUUCAGCCACCAUUCCUGGACUCAAGAGGAUGGACAAGGCUUACGUACUUCGUGAAGCAGUGAAUUACACAAGACAACUUCAAGAGAGGGUGAAAGAAUUGGAAAAUAAAAACAGUGAGAAAAGAGUAGUACAUCAUUCAUCAACAUUGGUAAGAAAAUCUGAAGUUUGCUCAAAGAAAAGCUUGAGCAAUAGCAGUGAAAGCAACAAAGAAUCACUGUUUGAGGUUGAAGCAAGAGUCCUAGAUGAGGAAAUACUGAUUGGAAUCCAUUGUGAGAAGCAAAAGGACACAGUCUGCAACAUACUAGCCUUUCUUGAAAAGCUGCAUCUCUCUCCAACCAGUAGCAGUGUAUUACCAUUUGGCACUUGUACUCUUAUAAUCCACAUCAUUGCUCAGAUGGAUGAGGAAUGCAGAAUGAACAUGGAUGAGUUAGUGAAGAAUCUGAGAGAAUAUCUGUUGAAUGUGUAUGACAUGCAGCAAGUUAGUUUGUGAUGCGUGCUAGUGCAUCAAAAAUCUUCUCGGACUGUAUACCAUUCAGAAUAUAUAUAUAUAUUUGGUUGACUGAAAAUUUAACUAGUGGUGGGUUGAAUUUAAAGCUGUUAAAAUGGGU